This is a messenger RNA of Spirodela intermedia, 986 nucleotides long. The record is from the annotation of a GenBank genome assembly. NCBI's taxonomy places the organism in Eukaryota, Viridiplantae, Streptophyta, Magnoliopsida, Alismatales, Araceae.
AUGUGCUGCGGGGCAAUCAAAGCUACCUGUCCUCUUCAGGAGCACAGAACCUUGUCUCAGACCCCGUACCUUCUGCGUUCUUCAUGUUCAUGUUCACGUUCCCUUCCUAUCCGAGCUUCCCACCGUGCCAAGGCGCUGCUAAGGCUGGUUCACAGGAGCAGCCGCCGGCGAGGAACUCCCAAAUGCGCCGCUGGAAACCGGGGCAGAUUUGAGAGUGGGAAAAAGGUAGACAGGUCCAUUCAGGUACACUACUUCGAAUGUCGCACCAUUUCUUCUCCACCUCCUCUUUUCCAUUUAGUUGGUGUAUCUCCUUCUCAGGCGACUCCAUGGAAUGGCACAGACGAAGCCAUGGACUGUCUGGGAAAAGGACCGUCGGUGCAUGAUUUGCUGUGGAAGCAGAUUACGGGAGAGCUUGAAGGCGGAGGCGGUUCUGAGAGACUCGGCGGCGGCGGCGGCGGUGGCGGCGGCGGCGGCAGCAGUGGUGGUGGAUCUGGUGGUGAGAAUGGAGGUUUCAGUGUGGACUGGAAUGAGCUUCUGCAGAUUUUUCUGGCCACCUUCUCCUUCAUGCUCGUGGUAAUCCGCCUUUACUUCUCCAACAAGUUCUAUCUGGUCCUUUCUAAACAUCUAGCAGGAUUUAACACUGAUUGAUUUCGAUCAAGUCAAGAUUUUUUGAAAAAAAAUAUCUCUAAAGCAAAGUUUUUCACUAAACUUUGUUCAAUGUCGAUGAUGAGUUUUUCACCUCAGUUUGUCCGGACGAUGGGAGAUGCUCAUCCGUUUGUAAAUUUAUGGCUUCUCAGUACAUCUACUUGAUCAGACGGGAGGAGAUUAACCGGCUUUCCAGCGACUACAUCAAGUACCUGAUGGGGGGCAGGCCAAGUCGAAGAUUGAGAAGAACCAUGAGUGCCUGGGAAAGGCUCUCCGAGAAGAUCAAGAGGAAGGAGGUGGAGGGUUUGUCAGAAUAUCCAGCCGUCUCGUCUCCCACUUGA